Molecule: messenger RNA, 1275 nt
Organism: Penicillium verrucosum
Lineage: Eukaryota; Fungi; Ascomycota; Eurotiomycetes; Eurotiales; Aspergillaceae
Product: DUF914 domain membrane protein
Exons: 3
Coding region: 1-1275 (424 amino acids)
Biological process (GO): transmembrane transport
Cellular component (GO): membrane
Molecular function (GO): transmembrane transporter activity
Source: RefSeq, a predicted model, not a curated record
AUGUCUGAGUCGAAGGAUCAAAUCACCGUCCAGGCAUCUGGUGUAGACCAUGAUAUCUCUACGUCUUCACUGGCUAAGGAUUCUCAGAUUGGUGCACAGCGUUCGAGUUCCCAGGCGGAAGCCUCCGAGCACCCUGUGCAACCUGCGGACCUUGUCGACCAGAAGAAAGGGUUCUUUGGCUAUUUCAAGACCAAAGAAUUCUAUAUCACCCUGGUUCUAGGUCAAAUCCUCGCUAUUGCCAAUACCUCGACGGGUACCUUCACGACUCUACUCGGCGGGGAACAGUGGGCAAUUCCUGCGUUCCAAACCUUCCUAAACUAUGUUCUACUCAACGUCAUUUUCACUCCUUAUACGAUGUACCGUUAUGGUCUCAAGGGCUGGCUCCGACUGGUAUACCGUGACGGCUGGAAAUACAUCAUCCUUGCUUUCUGUGACGUACAGGGCAACUACUUUAUUGUUCUAGCAUACAAGUAUACAACCAUGCUAAGCGCGCAACUGAUUAACUUCUGGGCCAUCGUCGUGGUCGUCGUCAUCUCGUUCCUUUUCUUGCGCGUGCGCUACCACAUCACCCAGAUAGCAGGCAUUGUCAUCUGUAUCGGCGGCAUGGGCGUCCUCAUCGCCUCGGACCACAUCACCGGCACAAACGGUGGAGAAAUCUCACAAGGAAACCAGCUGAAGGGUGACCUGUUCGCGCUGCUAGGCGCAUCCUUCUACGGUCUCACCAACACGGGAGAGGAGUACUUCGUCAGCACUCGGCCUGUGUACGAGGUCCUCGGUCAGAUGUCAUUCUUCGGAAUGAUAAUCAACGGCGUGCAGGCCGGUAUCUUUGACCGGACCUCCUUCCACGAGGCGCACUGGAACGGAAAAGUCGGCGGAUAUCUCACCGGUUACACGCUGUGUCUGACUCUGUUCUACUGUCUCGCUCCGCUGUUGUUCCGUCUUUCGUCGGCGGCUUUCUUCAACGUCUCCAUGCUCACCAUGAACUUCUGGGGUGUGAUCAUUGGCGUCAAGGUCUUCCAUUAUCAUAUCCACUGGAUGUACCCAAUUGCCUUUGUUCUGAUCAUCGUCGGUCAGCUCAUCUACUUCCUUGCCCAGAAGGUCUUGAGUGAAGCUCGUAAGCCCUGGCUUGGGACUAACCAGGAGCGUGGUGUUGUUGGUCUUUUCACUGCGAAGAAGAAGAUCGUGCAUACUAUCCCUGCUGAUGUGGAAUAUCAUGACCAAACCGCCGAGCACAUCCCCGGGCACACUACCACAGUGAACAACAGCUCUGUCUGA